Molecule: messenger RNA, 1069 nt
Organism: Armigeres subalbatus
Lineage: Eukaryota; Metazoa; Arthropoda; Insecta; Diptera; Culicidae
Product: DNA polymerase alpha catalytic subunit-like
Exons: 3
Coding region: 7-483 (158 amino acids)
Biological process (GO): lagging strand elongation; leading strand elongation; mitotic DNA replication initiation
Cellular component (GO): alpha DNA polymerase:primase complex
Molecular function (GO): chromatin binding; DNA-directed DNA polymerase activity; single-stranded DNA binding
Source: RefSeq, a predicted model, not a curated record
GUUUCCAUGAAUGGAAACAUUGAUCCGGAUUUGAUAUGCCAGCGGUUAAUGGCAAUGCAGAUUCCACAAGAUAAUUACUUUACGAUGAGAAUUUCAUACAAGUUUAACGUGCUGCCACUGGCGCUGCAGAUUACUCAGAUUGCGGGAAACCUGAUGAACCGAACUUUACCCAGGUGUUGGACCGAGAAAAACGAAUUCUUCCUGCAUGCAUUUACCGAAAAGGACUACAUCGCGCCGGAUAAGGCUCUCAGAGCUGGAACAGAUUUUAAUCAAGAGAAACCGGAAGCGGCUGCUGAUCGCAGCAAACCUGAAAAUAAGGCGGCAUACUCCGGCGGCCUUGUGUUGGAAACGAUAAAAGGAUUCUACGGCAAAUUUAUCCUGCAAAUGGAUUACAGCUCCCUUUACCCCAUAUCAUCCGGUCCGGGAGUACCACAUUUCAUUCACUACGGUGCUAUCGCCGACGACCGAUGCAGUAGAUGGUGAGAACGCCAGCAAUCAGAUCCUCCAAACAAGCGAAAUGGGAAUAUUGCCCUGUCAAAUUCUCAAACUCGUCGAGAGCAGAAAGUCAGCGAAACAACUAAUGAAAGCACCUGGUCUGUCACCGGAACUUAACAUGCAGUGCAACAUUUACCAGAUGGCGCUCAAGCUUCCGGCUUCCGGUUGGCGCUACACUAGAUCCUGAUUCUAUGCUCAGCACAUGGCCGCUCUGACCACACUAAAAAGUCGGGAAAUUCUUAUGGAUACCAAAAGCAUCGUGGAAAAACUGAAUUACCAGCUUAUCUAUGGCAACAUAAUCAACACCAAAAGCAUCGAUUGUGACGAGCUGUUCAAGAUCGAUGCUAACAACAAGCACAUCGUCAAUAAAACAUUCAAAUGCUUGGAUCUGAACGUACUACAAGUAAAAAAAGAAGUACCUACGCGGCUGUUUCAAUAGCCAAGAUCUGGGAAAAAUUCGAAUGCACGCAUGCAUGACUUGCAUAACUGCAGUUAUAGAACGUCUAUGUAGUGGUAGAGACUUAGAAAAAUCAUUAUCAGCAGAUUUGUGCUUGUAUAACAGCGAUCGUGUAAA